AACGACAUGGAUAGACUACCAUGAUAAUUUCUAAGCUUGUAUCGCUUAAUGUGCAUGAGGCCUUGACCUUUGAAGGCACCGAAAUAUGCUUGCAUCCGGAUUUGUUUUCCGCGUCGACAGGGAACGACUCAGUUGCUCGACCAGGCAAAGAUCCACGCUUGUUGUUGGUGUCUGUGCAUUCAACUGAUGAAAAUUGGUCUGUGAAUAACAAUAAUCCCGCGGCCAGCUUACAAGCUAAACUCUUACACGUUGGAGAUAUGAUUGAAAUUCGGGUAUGGGAUCCAUUGCCUCAGCCUGAUACAACUCCCUCUUCCAGCGUCGGGGCGACGAGCUGGCGAAAGCGACCCACUUUAACGCCUUCGCACAGUAUGCCAGUCACCUCUGCCCACUCCUCUACUUCUUCACACGAAAACAUUGGUGUCAAUCAUCACUCGUCCGAUCAUCUGAACGAAGCCCUGUCUGGGGCGACAAUUUCGGAUGUCGGUAAAUUGGAAGGACUGGAUGACGGAGUCCCCCGUAGAGCUUCUUUGCAGUAUUCUGCAUCGGCUGGAGCUGGCGGCCAAUACGACAAUAAAGAAACAGUCGGCGACAACUUUACAGAUGAGCAGCACAGGGCAAACAUGGCGGCCGUAGAGCCCUCUCCGAUUCAGCCGGCGCCGGCUAAAUCCGCUUCCUCAGCCAGAGCUAUAUUAACACCAGCAACGUCACUGCCGGAAGAUUCUUCGCCAGCGAAAAGCAUUACAACCCCGGGAGAGCUACCACCUGUCUUUCCUCGCAAUAGAACGAAUACCGUCGAUGGCCCGGCAAACACAACUGUACCACGUGUCGCAAACGUUGUUCCGAAACCACCGAUAGCCCAGCGUCGAAUUUCAGCCAACGCACCAGCCGAAAAUAUGCAGGGCAAAUCGCGGACAACAAGAGCAUCCCUGCAUUCUCGUGAACUAUCCGAUAUGACACUGGAAACGGUAUACCCGGUAGAUCAUCGGUCAGCCACCGUUUUGGAUAGCAGCAAUCACCUCGUUGAUUUGCAGGUUCCCUUUGGCAGCAGUGUAUGUGUUCCAAGCGAAGACGAAGACGAUUUUCACACCGACAUUGCAUCAUCACAUUCCCUCCGGCUGUCUUUUGUAAUGAAGGUCACAGAACAGACGUUGACAAGUUUAAAAGGUUCGGCUCGGACUCAAGUUUCUCUACUGCGACAGAUUGCGGAUCUUUACGAAUUGAGCAGCUACGAUAUGGUGACAAUCCAUAAGGUAGAAAACGAAGAAGAGGAAGCAGCGUUGGCUGCGGUCUCGGCGGACUUUGUAUUGGUGACAAUUAAAGAUCAAUUUAUUUCAAGGGGUGACAUGCACUUGUUUCAACAGAAUUUGAUGGGUUCUUGGAUUUACGAAGGACAGCGCUUGUUUGACGCGACCCGGGGUAUUCACGCACAUGCUCGAGAAAUACGACACGACGAUCACCAAGCUCGAUCUGGUAUUGUGACGCAAGACACUAUGAUUACUUACCGGAGUCGAUCCUCUCGCAUUUUCUGGCUGAUCCAAAUUUCUGCUGAAAUGUGGGACUACUCGUCACCGUAUGCAAACUAUGAGGACGAAAGCAGAUGCGAGGUGUACUUCGACAAGUUUGUCAAAUUUGCCUACGAACUCUUCGCAAAAUGGAAGGUUGUGGAAGCGACGCACUCCCUUACUGUGGUCUUUUUUAGUAGGACGUUUCUGCCAUCGAGGACCUCGGUGUUGCCAGCAAUAGGGAAUAGGCCGGCAGAUCAAAGGGACGCAUAUGGUCGCCGCUAUGAAGAUCACUAUAACAUUGUAAUUGAAAACGAAACAAACGCAGACUGGGAUGCGUUGGUUUUGCGCAUGAAGGAAGCUUUUCUGAAGUAUCCAUACGAAGUCGAAUGGAACUGCUCCGCAGCUGAGGAUGCUCGGCGUCCUUCAACGGCAACGCAGGGCAAUGUGUUGGAGGCUAUCAAUGUAACCCUUAACUUGCUUCAGUAUCAUUUCCUUGAUCGAGACUUGCAUCGAACCGGAAAUAGCAUUCUCGUAGUGUCAGCUGGCGGCGGUGUUUUUGAAGUCGACAAGGAGCUUGCAUCUAUCACAUACCAACGAAUGAUGGACCAUGGAAUUGGAAGCGACAUGCUUAGUCUCGGUCUACCACCUCUUCAUAUCGCACCGUUUUUUCUCUACGUGAACGCCUAUCGAUCUGUCGGAAAAACUGGAAUUGAUGCCGGAGAAAGCUACUACGAGGUGCCCCAUUGGAUGCAUCUGUCAUUCGUGAGCUACCCAAGUGAUAGUACAAUACCCGGAAGCGCUCCCGAGCAACAUGAUACGCAAGUUACGUCUGUUUCGUCGUUUCCAUAUGGAAUGGAUGUAGGCCCAAAUGGCUUCCUUCGCUCGCAGCCACCCGUUCGAAGCGCUGGAACGCGUCAAGACACCAGUCCACUCCUUCGUCCGCUUUCGUUCUCCGCCCAUGGAAAUGCGGCUGCAUCGCCGACAAAAAAGAAAGUAUUGAAUCAAGAGCGCCAUCUGAUUGCUGGGCGAGAUUUCUAUGACAUUUUGGAAGCCUUGAAGCCUGACCGCCGGAGUGAUUCCGAAGAGGCUAGUAAACCCAGGGAAUGGGGUGCUCUAGGUCUUCCUGAUCAUCGUCCGAGCGAUUCGUCAAGCUCAAGCGCAUGCGGCAUCCUCAGUCCUUCCUUGAGAUAUCUAGCCACCGGACGCAGUCUUCAAAAGAUGGAACACAUCGAACACACAGAUGCCCCUGAAAAGACUGCGAGUCCAUCUUCAAGCUACACAAGCCAAUUUUCUAGCGUCUUAGGAGUAUCAUACGACAGGCCCCUGCUCGCCCAGCAACUGUCUCCAUCGCGCAUUCAAAUGCAGAGAACCCCUUCACAAGACAUGAUUCUCGUGGACGACGAUAAUUGUAAUUACGAUGAAGCAUCCCCACGACCCUCGCACAGCGAUAACGUAGUGCUAGAGCUGGAUGAAAGCAGCGAAGCUCUCGUUAGUAGCGCUCAUCAAACACUUGACAAGAUUGAAGAUCGUUUGAGAAAAAGCAUGAGGUCUUCUGAUGCGAACUCGUUCCAAGUCUCCUCCCCUAAGGCGAUGACGAGUUCGGAUUCCAGAUCUGGUCUCCCCAUGCGAGAUAUAGAUUCAAGAAGCCGCCACUCCAUUUCUACAUCUACGAAGGCAGGCAAUGUCUCGGGGGGGAUCGGGGCGGCCUUAACAAGGUACAGUAGUGCCGGAAGUAGUAGUAGCCACAACUUGGAAGCACAAGGAGUUCAACGACUUUCAGUGCGGUCGAUCAGCUCCACUCGCUUACUCGGGCAGUCUCCAGGGAUGCGCCCGCUUUUUGAAAUGAACUCUCGUGGUCUCUCUCCACUGAUUCUGCCACCACCACGCUCCUAUAUUGAUCCACUAGAAGUACAGCCUCUAUCUUUCACAGGAGGAGGAAGGUUUGGGGGACGAUUGAUACACCCUUCUGAGAUGUCAAGACCUUUUUUGGGUCACAAUCCAAACAAUCUUCAUCACCGUACAAAGACCGAGAGCAGCCACGGUUCUUCCAGCAGUAAAACGUUUUCGACUAGUCCACCGAUGGGUAGUGCAAGUAAUUCACUGUUUCACAAGUCAGCCGUAUCUCAGCCCAAUCGCUCCUAUACGCAUGAUCGCGGACCGUCAAGAGGAAAAACAGGACAGGCUUCCAGAAGAAAAAGCCGUGCAUUAAAUCCAUUCCGCCAGGAAGACGAGGAUGAAGUCCUCGCUAAGAAGUCUCACAAUCGACGCCGUUGGAGUCACGUCUUUCCCCUCGGAGAGGUUGAGUUUAAGCGUCACGCGGGUCCGAACUGGAAAAGUUUGUCAUCGCCGGCGAUUUUACCACUCUCAGUAGACUACUUCCCACCACAGCAAGACAUUGUCCUCAAUUUUCAAUUUAAUAUAUACAACGUUACCUUGAGUGAGUUUGAGCACACGAACUAUUCCUCCAACAGGGAGCUUUUGGAUGAAAUGGUUCGGCAACGCUUGACGCAAGAUUAUCAGCUUGUACCCCCCUCCCAUGUCAACGCAAGCAACUAUCGUAGCGAGUCAGUGAGAGAUAAUUUGGCCAACCGUCAGGCACAAACGAAAUCGGAGACAGAAAAUCCCGAAAUUGUUCGCAAGUUCCUCUCAAUGGGUCAUCGAUUACAAGUUCUUACCUACGACCCGGCAUCUGACACUGUUGAGGUAAACCGAUACAACGCAAAAGGAGCAGAGCACAACACUGCGUCAAACUCAUUCAAAUACUAUUACUAUGGCUUCUGCAAGGAGACACAUAGCUAUACCAAAGUUGUGCAAUCUUUUGACAAAUACUCUCAUCAGUACAACUGGAACAAGGUGGAUCGCAUGGUGUGCGGUGACGUUGAAAAUAGAGAACUGGAAGAUUCAAUGCGGGCUCGUAGGAUUAUGUUUGGAUUGAUCCCGGAGCGAUUUGAAGAUAUCAACGCCGAGCAGGAAUACAUAUCGAAAUUUCAUCGACUGCUGGGGUACCUAGACAAACUGCGCGAAAGAAUUGAGUCUGAUGCGCCAUUGGAGAUCAAAAUUAUAUCAAGUCAAGAUUCAGAAGGCGAUGAAUUUCCCGUUGCGCAACUUCCCUCCAAAAUAGGGAUUGAGCGAGAGUCGAUGCGCCGAUUUUACGUCCAACUUCGUAAGGGGAAACGUGAUUCGUUCGAGUGGAUGGAAGUUGCCGUUGAUAGGACUUUCAACACAUCCUGGUCUUACAGGCUAAUGUUCAAUUGGCUUGUAGCGAGCUCUGGGAAGGUGGACACGCAAAUCCAGCUCUUGCAAAGGCGGUGUUUGCAGUACGGACUCAAUUUGGUACCAUUCUUGCAAGUUAGUGUUUCUACGAAUGUUUUCUUAAACCCCUUUCGACCUCCUGCUAUUUUGGCAAUCAGAGAGGAGACCAAGGCAAGUUUGUUGGACGCAGUCUUGAUCAACAACGACUAUGUCUACGAUGGCGUAUUUACUACAGACGCUCAGCUUGUGGCGGAAUGCAUGGAAGUAGGAACGGCCCUUGAUUUUGGGAAGAGUUUCGGUAAAAGACAAAUCGGACGGCAGUUUGUGCACCGAAGCGGAACCUUAUUUGUUCGGAUCGUGAACGACAAACAAGGAUUCGCCUUGUUGAUUGUUUUCGGAAACUACCGCUACGUGGGAAGAGACGAGCUCUUGGUAUCUAAGUACCGCAAAGCAUUCUUUGACUUGAAGAACUUGCUCAAUGAUCUAGUGGAUGAUGAUGAUGAUGAUAACAUUGAGGUCAUUUCGCCAGAAAAACAUGUAAAGGAAUCUCAGAUCAGAGACAAGAACUAUCGUUCACUUGAUUCUUUCCAGACAACUCUGCCUUAAGCUCCACUUUUCGAAGUAAGCAAAGUUCUCGCCAUCUGGUUCAUCAUUUGUUUCGUUUCAUCUAUUUGAAUCUUCGUGUCUCCAGUGGUCGUCGGUAUACGGGGC
Messenger RNA from Phaeodactylum tricornutum CCAP 1055/1, 5468 nucleotides. RefSeq lists its product with no specific name. Lineage: Eukaryota; Bacillariophyta; Bacillariophyceae; Surirellales; Neidiaceae. The transcript has 5 exons. Gene Ontology annotation, biological process: positive regulation of autophagy; negative regulation of TORC1 signaling. Gene Ontology annotation, cellular component: GATOR1 complex. The coding region runs from base 21 to 5363 and encodes 1780 amino acids. Gene Ontology annotation, molecular function: GTPase activator activity. The record is from RefSeq and is a predicted model, not a curated record.